ACCCCCCCUCUCCUGGCAGCCAUCCCUAUGGAGCUGCUGUUCGGGCGCCGGAAGACGCCGGAGGAGCUGCUCCGGCAGAACCAGCGCGCCCUGGCCCGGGCCAUGCGGGACCUGGAUCGGGAACGCUCCAAGCUGGAAGCGCAGGAGAAGAAAAUCAUCCUGGACAUCAAGAAGAUGGCGAAGCAGGGCCAGAUGGACGCGGUGAAGAUCAUGGCCAAGGACCUGGUGCGGACGCGGCGCUACGUGAGGAAGUUCAUCACCAUGAGAGCCAACGUCCAGGCCGUGGCCCUCAAGAUCCAGACCCUCAAAUCCAACAACUCCAUGGCGCAGGCCAUGAAGGGGGUCACCAAAGCCAUGGCCACCAUGAACCGGCAGCUGAAGCUGCCCCAGAUCCAGAAGAUCAUGAUGGACUUCGAGAAGCAGGCCGAGAUCAUGGACAUGAAGGAGGAGCUGAUGAACGACGCCAUCGAUGACGCCAUGGGGGACGAGGAGGAUGAGGAGGAGAGUGACGCCGUCGUGUCCCAAGUGCUGGAUGAGCUGGGGCUGAACCUGACCGAUGAGCUGGCCACGCUGCCGCCGCCAGGGGGCGCUCUCUCGGCGGGGGAGGGGCGCCCGGCCGAGCCCGCGGCCGCUUUGGCCGACGCCGACGCCGACCUGGAGGAGCGGCUCAAGAACCUGCGGCGGGACUGACCUCUGACCCCGUGACCUCUGACCCCCUGACCACGUGACCCUCACCUUUGGCCGGUGACCCUGACCCCGUUACCUACAAUCUCUGCUCUGUGACCUCUGACCCCUGGUCACUUGAACCGUG
This is a messenger RNA of Pezoporus occidentalis (night parrot), 811 nucleotides long. It is a transcript of the gene CHMP2A, whose product is annotated as charged multivesicular body protein 2A. The coding region runs from base 28 to 690 and encodes 220 amino acids. Gene Ontology annotation, biological process: endosome transport via multivesicular body sorting pathway; late endosome to vacuole transport; protein transport. The transcript is spliced from 6 exons. Lineage: Eukaryota; Metazoa; Chordata; Aves; Psittaciformes; Psittacidae. The record is from RefSeq and is a predicted model, not a curated record. Gene Ontology annotation, cellular component: multivesicular body; ESCRT III complex.